AUGGCGUUCAUGGUGAAGAGCAUGGUGGGGGGGCAGCUGAAGAACCUCACGGGCGGCCUGGGCGGAGAGGAGAAGAGCGAGGGCGAGAAAUCUCCGGCCGAGGCCCAGGGCAUGACCCGCGAGGAGUAUGAGGAAUAUCAGCGGCAGCUGGUGGAGGAGAAGAUGGAGAGAGAUGCCCAGUUUGCCCAGCGCAAGGCGGAGAGAGCCACGGUCAGGUCCCACUUCCGAGACAAGUACAGGCUCCCCAAGAACGAAACGGAUGACAACCAGAUCCAGCUGGUGGGAGGCGACGUGGAGCUGCCCAAGGAGCUGGCCAAGAUGAUCGAGCAGGACAACGAGGAGGAGGAGGAGAAGAACUCGGUUAUCGGCCAGCUCAGCAACAUCCAGAACCUGGACCUUGAUUCCUUGAAGGACAAAGCUUCGGCCACGCUAGAGGACCUGAAGCAAUCGGCGGAGAAAUGCUCCGUGAUGUGACGGGGCUGAGCCCCCCUCGCCGCCGGCGCGACGGUGGGGGAGCAGGGAGGGGACGCAGCGCAGGGUCUGGCGGGGGCUGCUGCCUGCGGCGGGGACCCCACCGACGUUGUCACCCUUGCCGUGUGUCACUCGGGUCCUCCUGAGCCGUGUGACCCCUCGAGUCCCUGACCCAGAUGUCCCUGAUGUGUGGUUUUCGUUUCGUUCUCCGGGCUGAGGUAGAGCCAAAAGCCAGCAUGUCCCCCUCGUACCCCAAGGCCUCCUCCCGUGCCCGCGGCAGGGGGUGUCCGCAGCCAGAGCCGGGGAGGUUGCAGGGAGGGAGAGUGACCUUGGAGUGUUAUUGACCCACGCCAGCGUGGGCAGGACGCUGCGUGGUGGCCGCACGCUGUGGCUCUGCCUCCACAUUUCCACUCAGCCUCCUAGAAAUGACCGGGAGGCUCCGAGUUGCCUCGCAAGGACGAGGCAGGGUGUGGAACACCCCCCUCCCUGCGUCCCAUACCCAUCACCUGAGAAAUGACAUCCCGUACCUGCAAGGAACACCAACCCCUCUGUCCUUGAGGGCCCCUCUGAAGGAGCCAGCCAGGAAGGAUCUGCUAUAUGAUCCCUUCAUCCCUGUGGGAAGGGGGUGCUGAGGACCAGAGGGCUGAAGCCUGAAUUGACACCAGAGAGGAACAAAAGCCCUCCCUGGUGCUGAGCUGAGCCCGCACCAGCCCUUCCCCGGAGCAGUGGUGUCCCUCUCCUGGGGUGGGAUCUGCUCCUGUCCUUGUUCCUUCCAGGAGAAGAACAAAGUGAUAAGGGAAUAUCCCCUUCCUCCCGCUUGUCGUGCUGUGGUUGUGCGCUGUGCUCGGUUGAGUGUCCCCGCACCUCCUGUGCUGUCCCCGUGCCAUGGUACUGUUAUAACCGGUGGAAUAAAUACCAGGAGAUGUCUAUGCA
Messenger RNA from Corvus hawaiiensis (hawaiian crow), 1404 nucleotides. It is a transcript of the gene CPLX3, whose product is annotated as complexin 3. The transcript is spliced from 3 exons. Bases 1 to 474 code for a protein of 157 amino acids. The record is from RefSeq and is a predicted model, not a curated record. Gene Ontology annotation, cellular component: SNARE complex; terminal bouton. Gene Ontology annotation, molecular function: syntaxin binding. Gene Ontology annotation, biological process: regulation of neurotransmitter secretion; synaptic vesicle exocytosis; neurotransmitter transport. Lineage: Eukaryota; Metazoa; Chordata; Aves; Passeriformes; Corvidae.